This is a messenger RNA of Delphinapterus leucas (beluga whale), 4139 nucleotides long. NCBI's taxonomy places the organism in Eukaryota, Metazoa, Chordata, Mammalia, Artiodactyla, Monodontidae. The record is from RefSeq and is a predicted model, not a curated record.
UCGGCCGAGGGUGACCAGAUGUGCUGGUGACAGGUCGCUCCUCAGAGGUGCAGGCGGGAGCCCAGAGCCCGCUCUGGGGCUGCUGCGCUCGGCGCUGCUGCUGUCGGACCGGACGCGGCGUCCGCGAACUGAGCUCGCUCCCUGCCGCCGCCCAGGAAGUGCAGGGCCUCUCGGGGAUUCGGUAUCUCCCUGUCUCUCGUCUCCCUCGGUCUCGGUCCGUCUGGAGCGCUCUCCGGCCCUGUCGCCGGUGAGUGCUGGCUCUCCCGCUCUCCCUGCUCGUUCCGCGUCCGUCAGGGGCGCGCGCCGCUCACCAGCUCGCUCGGCCCAGAAGCGGGAAGUCUACCUGCCGUGAGCCGGCUUCCCGAGCGCGCGGGGCUCCGCCUGCCGCCCUCGGGCGAGCUCCAUCCGCUCGUGCCCGGGGGCGCACGGCCACCCCGCUGUCGCCUCUGGCCAGCAGCGCACCGUCUAGGCGGGCCACCUGCCACCUAAGGCACCGACCGCCUCCCGCCGCGUGCGGAGCCACCGAGCCCUGUGUCUAGGUCGUUUGGGAAGCGCCUUGGAGAGUCAAGAAUAAAAUUGCAGGUCAAACAAUGGAUGACUGGAAAAGUCGGCUUGUAAUCAAGAGCAUGCUUCCCCAUUUCGCCAUGGUGGGAAAUCGUCAGGAGCCCAGAAAGCUCCAGGAAUCGCCACAGGGAACCAUUAAGAGGAGGCAGGAAGGAGAAACUUUCCAGCUUUCAGGCAUGGCCGAAGGAGGUUACCCUAAUAAAAUUAAGAGACCAUGCCUUGAAGAUGUCACCCUUUCGAUGGGCCCUGGCGCCCAUCCCAGCACAGCCUGUGCAGAGCUGCAGGUUCCUGCGUUACCCAUGAACCCUGGCUCUGCAGCGAUGGGAGCGGCUGGUCAUUCAUUACUUCUCGAAAAUAACCCCAUGAACGGCAGCGUAAUGGGCUCACCGUUUGUGGUGCCACCAACUGCGGAAAUGGGACUGAAAGGCCCCCCUCUUUCUUACUAUGACAAGACCAACACUGUACCUGCUGUGGACCAGGAGCUUCAAGAUCUGCUGGAGGAGCUAACAAAAAUUCAAGAACCUUCUCCGAGUGAGCUCGACCUUGAAAAAAUCCUGGGGAGCAAGCCGGAAGAACCGCUGGUCUUAGAUCACCCCCCGGCAACCCUAGGCGUGACUCCCAAGCCUGCGGUUCAGAUGCCACACUUGGAGAGCCUUGGUUCCAGCAAGGACUUCGCUUCAAGUUGCAGCCAGGGCCCUGGGGUGUCGCUUCAAAUCCCGCCCUCCUCUGCGGGGAUCAGCUACGUCAUUCCCUCCACCAGUAAGCAGAUGGUCUCCCCCAGUUCUUCAACAGCACAGGCCAAGAGCCAGGUCCAGGCGCCGCUCCCUGCGGCUGCCUUGCCACCGCUCCCAGUGCCUCAGUGGCAUCACGCCCACCAGCUGAAGGUGCUGGCGGCCAGCAAGCAGGGCUGUAGUACGAAGCAGCAGGGCCCCGCUCCCAGUUGGUCUGGCCUGCCUCUUCCCGGCCUCUCCCCGCCUUACCGCCCGCUGCCCUCGCCACAGCCGCUGCAGCCGUUCAGCCCUCAGGGCCUCAUGGUGUCCUGCAUGUCAUCGAGCAGCCUGCCGGCGAGUGCUCUGCAGGGCUCUCCCAAUGCCUUAUUGUCCAGCGUGGCGCCCAGCAGCAGCGCUGCCCUGGGGCCGGCCAUGACCUAUGCCCCCGAGAAGCUCCCCAGCCCCGCGCUCCAGCAGCAGCCGCAGUUCAGCCCGCAGACCUCCAUCCUUGCCAACCUGGUGUCCUCCACCAUCAAACAGCCUCAAGGGCACCUGAUAUCCACUCUGCCCACCAGCAACCCGGGGCCCUCCACUCCCUACCGCCCAGAGAAGCUGUCCAGCCCCGGGCUGCCGCAGCAGCCCUUCACCCCACAGUGCCCCCUGAUCCGGAGCCUCACUCCCACCAGCAAUCCGCUCGGCCCGCAGCAGCCCCAGCUGCCGCCGCCUCCGCCUCCGCCAGCCAGUGCCGUCCUCAAGCCCAUGGCCACCAGCUCACCCAGAACCCUGAGCCUGAUCAUGCAGCAGGGGCUGGCCGCCCCCGGCCCGGGGGCCCCGGAGCCUUUUCCUUUCGGCCACACCAAGCCCUUGUCACAUUUCAUCUCUGAGCCGGGCCCCCCGAAGAUGCCCUCGGUGCCCGCCGCGUCUCGGCAGCCUGCCCUGCUCCACUACCUGCAGCAGCCGACGCUGACGCCGGCCUCUUGUGCCACGGCCUCGUCCACGGCCACAGCCAGCCCGCAGCUGCAGCAGCAGCCGGACGCUGCUUCGUUCCUUCUGCAGCGCGCUCCGCGGCCGCUGGCCUCGGAUUCCAUGCCUUCUCUGCCCAGACAGGCCUGUUGCCAGCUGUUUUCGUGGACUUCUGCAGCUGGCUUGGGGGAGUGCCAGCUUCAGCACUGGAGCCCUUAUCCUAGCAGGAAAGAUCCUCAGCCCGGAGCCGUGUCACCAUCUAACAUUGAUUACAGCGGUCCGCGAAGCGCCUGCUCCCAUUCUGCUCCACUUGAAUGGGUGGCUGCAGCCCCGUUCCCAACUGCUGCCGAAACAGAACUGCCCACACCGUCGGGGCACCUUCUGCUGCUGCAAGAGAAGCAGAAAUCAGGUCUUAUGGCAAUGAUCCCUGAACAGCGGAGUGCAUAUCUCGCCCAACAGAUGAGUCAAUUUCAAGCCGUCCAAGAUCAAGUCACCUCCAAGUGUAGCCGGACCAAGGCAAGCUCCCCACCCAGCCAACCCAUGAUGCCACCCGGAGCUGCGCUCCUCCAGAGCGCUCUGAGCCCAGGAAUGGUCCCGCCCGCCAGGCACCAGAGCCGGGAGGGCGUGGGCCUGAUGUCACAAACUCCAGGCAAGCAGCACGGGACUUUCAGCUCCAGCCCCCCGUUUCCCACACCCUUGCGCUUGAGCCACAACCCCGCGGGCAGCCUCGGGUCCACCUGCCGGCGCACGCGGAUUCCCAAGGCCGCCCCCACGGGAGUGCCCCUGCCCGGCUUCUGUCCCAGCCCCCUGGGCAGCCAGCCCCUGAGUCCCCACCAGCUCAGACAGCCCUGCGUGCCAAGAGUGCCCACCGUGCUCCACAACGCUGCCUGGGUGGCGGCAGCAGCUGUGAGCACCGCGGUGUUGGGGGGGCCACCCCCGAGGCCAGCAGCCCAUGGCAUCCAGCAGCAUUUCCAUAGCAACUCCCUCUUUGCCAAGGCCCCCGUGAGAGUCCCCCAGGGAGCCCCAGCGUUUCCAUCACAACAGGCAGUUGUGUCCCCCAGUCAGGUGGCCCCGGGAGGCAGACCCAGCCAGAAGGUGGGCGCUGCCCCCGCCAACCCCAGCUUCAGCCUGCUGGGCCACCAGAGCCUCAGACAGAGCCCGCUGCGGGGUCCCGUGCCUGUGCUGCACGCCACCAAGUCCCUCCAGCAAGGCAUGGCCAGCUUCAGGCCCGUGAGUCCCAUCCAGGGCAUCGAGCCACCAAGCUAUGUGGCUGCCACCGCCGCCGCCGCCGCCGCCUCCACCGUCGCUGCCAGCCCGUCCCCUGGUCCCUUCAACAGCGUGGGGAGCCCCCCUGAGUUGCCACCCUAUGCCUUGUUGCCCCAGGCCUCACUGAACGAUCUCAUUUCACCCCCUGACUGCACUGAGGUGGAUUUCAUCGAAGCUCUCUUGAAAGGCCCCGGCGUGAGCCCAGAUGAAGACUGGGUGUGCAACCUGAGGCUGAUCGAUGACAUUCUAGAACAGCACGCUGCUGCCCAGACUGCCGCAGCCCAGAGUGCCGGCCACGUCCCUGAGCAGGCUGGCCACAUCCCCCAGAAUGCUGGCGAGCUUUAAAUGCCCAGAGAAACCUCCACGUGGCCAUCACUCCGGGGAGCGAUGUGAGUCCACAGCAAAUUCGCAGCUGGUCCCACGUAGCCACACGCUUGUUGCCUCAUUACGAUUUGAGGGGCGUCAGCCCACACCCACCCCUCUCGCUACCUGUGACGAAAUGGAAAGCUGGUGAUUUUUCAAGCUACCUGUACAUAUCUGAACAUUUUGUAAAUGGUUUUCCUAAACAUUCACGACAGAAGUAUUUAUACUUCGUUUUGUGACUUUGUAAAUAAAGUGACGGCUUUCCUUUCAGUA